AUGUGCGUCGAGGGCCCUUCGGAGACCGAGAACACACUCUGGACGUUCGGCAACGGCUGGUAUGGCAGGUUGGGCCUCGGAAGCCAGGAGUCUCACAGCCGCCCGGCGCGCGUGAAGCUGCCGAAGACCGGGGUGCGAGAGCUCUCGCUGGGCGUCGACCAUGCAGCUGCUAUCACCCUGCAAGACGAGCUCUUCCUCUGGGGCAAAGGCUCGCUCCUGGGCGAGGUCCAGAAUGUGUUGCAGCCGAAGCGCUUCUUGAUCGAGGGCAGCUCGCACUUCAAGCUUGUCGUUUGUGGGGAGCUCGAGACGUUUCUGGUGGACAGAGCCGGCCACCUCCUGGCCUGGGGCUCCAACCGCUACGGGCAGCUGGGCCUAGGCCAGCAGAGUGGCUUACAUGUGGCAGUGCCGUCGCAUGUGAAGCCGCUGCAUGAACCUGUUACUGACAUCGUGUCCGGCGGCAACUUCACCAUCGCAAGCCUCGAGAGCGGCGACGUUUGCGCCUGGGGCAACCAGACGUGCGGACGCUUGGGCCUCGUGGAAACCAAGGACGAGCGGAUCUGCUGGGAGCCCUCCUUGGUUGUCGCCACAUGGUCCACCGUUGCGACGGCAGCUCGCCCCCAGCAGUCGCGGAAGACCGUGCGCUCCAGCAAAGACACGGAGAGCGUGGCCGGGAAGACCGAGAAGUCGGAGGAGACGGCGACGGCAACAGCAAAGGGCACCAAGGACAGAACGCAGAACGUUGUAAGCUUCGUGAUCUUGCAGACAGUUCUCAAGCAGGAGGACACGAAUCAACAAGAAAGCGCCUUGAAAAAGGAUGCGGAGGAGUUUGAGCAAAUGGUGCAGGAGUUGAUCCAGGAGAUCCGAAGCCUUCGCGACGAGGAGGAAGGCCUCCGCAAGAAGAUCAUGCAGCUGGGCGAUUCCGUGGUGACGAGUCUUCGCUGGUGGCCCCAUGUCGCUCAGCCAAACACCGCAAGCCCGCUUGUGGACGAGCGGAUGCCGAAGCAGACUGCGACCUACAGCCGCAUGCUCUGGCUCCUCCAGCAGCAGCCCCUCUACCUGGCACAGCUGUCGCAGUACAUCAGGGACGAGGAUGACACGGACACGUUCCUUGGCACCAUCCGCGCCCUUUAUGGAGACACUGCAGAUCCUAGGUGCCAGCACCUGCUGAACUCCCUGCUGAAGAUCAUGAUCUCCAAGGAAGCAGAGAAUGCAGGUCAAGAGCAGCAGUUCUUGAACAGCAAGGGGUCCUCGAUGGCCUUCAAGGUCUUCUCACAGCAGGCGCUUCUCCAGGCCUUUGCCAAACAGGUGAUGCACCCUUUCCUCGGAUCCAAGUCGAAAGAUCUGCCGCAGGAAUCCAUCCUGGAGCUCGUGGGCGCCAUCUCCAGCAGCAGCUCCAACACCGGCUUCUGCCUGAGCUACGGCGACUUCAAGGAGAAGCUGGGACCUGAGGAUAAGAGCAAGGAGGAGGUGGAGUUGAAGAACAUUUACACCAUCGGCCUCAAUUCCUUCCGGCAGUUCCUCAUGGACAAAUUCCUUGCGGUCGUCCGGAGCAUGGAUUUGCCCCUGUUCAUGAAGCUUGCCUUGCGCAAUGUGGCGCAUGCAGCCCAGAGAUGGAAGGAUUCUCCCAGUCUCCAGGACAUCGAGCGAGACCUGCGCCCCUACCUUCCGGCCCUACGUCUCUUUGUCUACGGCGUGAUGGAUCCGCUGCUGCGGGAAAGCGUGCGCUUUGCAGUGCCCGAGUUUUUCCUAAAGAAGACGUCCAACGAUUUCAAGCCGGACGAGCCACAAACCGCCAUGAAUCUGGAUGCCGUCGCCGACUUCUUAGAUCAAAUGCUCUGCAACAGCAUCGACCCCAAAGAGAAGGCUUUGAACUCUGCGGCCAAGCUUCUGAAGGAGGAGCUGCUCGGAUUCAUUCGCGACCAGUGCUCCGUGGAGGACACCACUGGACCGGAUCUGCUUGGCGCCGUGCUGAAAGCUCACUUCUCCCAGGAACAGUGCUGCGUGACCAUGUUGCAGGCUGAGAUCAUGAAGCUGUCGAACCUCCUGAAGGAGUACAGCAGCAAGUUGCGGAUCAAGGAGCAUGACGAGCUGGAUGCGUGCUCCCAGAAGACUCCUGACUGGGAGAAGGAGGUGAUCAUGAUCACGGAGCGCUACGAUGUGCCCCUCAACUUCCGCCUCAACUGCCGAUUCAUGAUCGAUGAGAAGGACAUUGCAUUGUGCCAUCAGUCGCAAUGCCCACUUCCGACGUCAGUGUGCAGUUCGCAGACAUCUCAGGAGCUUGUAAAUAUCGACGAGGACGCCAUCGUCUCUGAGCAAGGUGCCUUCUUCGAGUCCCUCUUCCGCCGGCUGCCCCCGGUGCAAAGCAAAAGCUUCCAGCAGCUGCAGCUCGGAUGGUGCGCACAGAGGGGUUCGUAG
This is a messenger RNA of Symbiodinium sp. CCMP2456, 2415 nucleotides long. The record is from the annotation of a GenBank genome assembly. NCBI's taxonomy places the organism in Eukaryota, Dinophyceae, Suessiales, Symbiodiniaceae.